This is a messenger RNA of Seriola aureovittata, 4477 nucleotides long. RefSeq names its product flotillin-1. The transcript has 13 exons. NCBI's taxonomy places the organism in Eukaryota, Metazoa, Chordata, Actinopteri, Carangiformes, Carangidae. Gene Ontology annotation, biological process: protein localization to plasma membrane; protein kinase C signaling; positive regulation of cell-cell adhesion mediated by cadherin. The coding region runs from base 180 to 1454 and encodes 424 amino acids. The record is from RefSeq and is a predicted model, not a curated record. Gene Ontology annotation, cellular component: plasma membrane.
AGCCGCUGAGCUGCAGAGUCUGUGUUGUGUUCACUGUCAGCAUCAGCCAGAGUCUGACGGGAAAGAUCAUCAACGGUGACCAAAUUAAAUUAAGUAGAUUCAUUUUAACCCUCACACAGCGAAACUUCUUCACCGAAACCACCUUAUUUAUACCCUAACAGUUUGAAGAAGCAGCAAACAUGUUCUACACCUGUGGUCCCAACGAAGCUAUGGUGGUGUCAGGGUUCUGUCGUUCUCCUCCACUGAUGAUACCUGGAGGCCGAGUGUUCGUCAUCCCCUGUAUUCAGCAGAUACAGAGGAUUUCCCUUAACACUCUCACUCUGAAUGUGAAGAGCGAUAAAGUCUACACUCGCCAUGGUGUGCCCAUCUCUGUCACAGGUAUAGCCCAGAUGAAGAUCCAGGGUCAGAAUAAACAGAUGUUGGCCGCAGCCUGCCAGAUGUUCAUGGGAAAGUCAGAAGGAGAGAUCGCUCAGAUCGCAUUGGAGACACUGGAGGGCCACCAGCGGGCCAUCAUCGCCCACCUGACUGUUGAGGAGAUCUACAAGGACCGUAAGAAGUUCUCGGAGCAGGUUUUUAAGGUGGCUUCCUCUGACCUCGUCAACAUGGGGAUCAGUGUGGUCAGCUACACCCUCAAAGACGUUCACGACGACCAGGAUUACCUGCAUUCACUGGGAAAAGCUCGCACAGCCCAGGUUCAGAAAGACGCUCGCAUCGGAGAGGCCCAAAACAAGAGAGAUGCUGUAAUCAGGGAAGCCCAUGCAAUGCAGGAGAAAAUCUCAGCUCAGUACAAGAAUGAGAUCGAAAUGGCGAAGGCCCAGAGGGACUACGAGCUGAAGAAGGCAGCUUAUGACAUAGAGGUCAACACUAAGAAGGCUGAGUCUGAGAUGGCCUACCAGCUGCAGGUAGCGAAGACGAAGCAGCGCAUCGAGGAGGAGAGGAUGCAGGUGCAGGUGGUGGAGCGGACGCAGCAGAUCAUGCUGCAGGAGCAGGAGAUCACCCGCAGGGAGAAAGAGCUGGAGGCUAAGGUGAAGAAACCUGCGGAGGCGGCGCGGUACCGCCUGGAGAAACUGGCUGAGGCUCAGCGUCUGAAGUUGAUCAUGGAGGCAGAAGCUGAAGCCGAGUCCAUCAGGAUUAAAGGUGAAGCCGAGGCGUUUGCAGUGGAGGCCAAAGGUCGUGCUGAGGCAGAGCAGAUGGCGAAGAAAGCAGAGGCCUUCCAGGAGUAUAAGGAUGGAGCCAUGGUGGACAUGCUGCUGGAGAAACUGCCUCAGAUGGCAGAAGAGAUCAGCAAACCUCUGUGUGAAGCCAAGAAGGUUACCAUGGUGUCCAGUGGAGGCGGGGAGGUGGGCGCCGCCAAACUGUCAGGAGAGGUGCUGGAGAUCAUGACCCGCCUCCCUGAUGCCGUGGAGAAACUGACCGGAGUCAACAUAUCCCAGGUGACUUCUCGUAUAGGCUGAAGAGAACCAUUGGAAAUGGCGACCAGGCAGCUCCUCUCUCCCACUGUCUUCUCUCAUCUUCUGCCUGGACUCUCUGCUCACAGCCUCUUCCUUCCUCUUACAUCACCUGUAUCUGCCUCUGUCACCUCCAACAUCUUCUUGUGAUGUUUCUGUGUUGUGAAAACACUUCAAAUCACUUUUUCCAUUUCGUAUUGGUCACUGAUUACCAGUUCCAAGUAUUGUGCUCCUCUGGCUGCAAUUACAGUUGUUGUUUCAGAUUAUUUGUUUUUAUUUAGUCAAUAUGUCAAACUGGUCCUGCAUCAAAUUCUACAUAACAGUGGUUCCCAACCUUUACCAACUGUAACCAUCCAUACCAAAUUAUUUCUUCUCAGAGCACUUUUAAUUUUAAUGAUCAAACAUUAUCGAAACAAAUUUUAAUGUUUUUAAAGAUCAUUUUCUUUUAAAACAUUUAAAAGAUUAUUUAUAUAUUUGUUGUUGUUUUUUUUAUAAUUGCAUCUUUUCACCAAAAUUGUAUCGUUUUGCAUAUGACUUGUGGGCCUACUUGCAAUACCUUCACGGCCCACCAGUGGGCCUCGGCCCACAGAUUGGGAACCACCGCUCUAUAAAGACAAAGUGUUCAAAUUAUUCCUCCUUUUAAACUAGGGCCCAUAUUUGAUAAUAUAUAAUAUUGUGAUAUUUCCCACAAUAUGCAAUAUUUUUCAUAAUAUCUCAUUUAUUUAUUUCACUGCUUUGCUUACUGUGGUUGAGCCUUGGCAUGUGACGAAUAAAACUUUAAACUGCUGUUUAAUGGCAGCAUCACUUAAAUCUGAAACAUAAAUCACAAUAUUAUAAUUAUGUAUUAUUUAAAAAACAACUAAAACAUAAAAUACAACAAUAUGUUUAUUAUAUUUAUGAUUCUGAAAUUAAUUGAAAGAAGCAGCAAAUGUAGCUGUAGUCUCUGUGUGUCCUGUACUUUUUUAAAAUGUCCUACACAUUGUGUGUGUUUGUGUCACACUAAUCAGAAAGUCUUUGUCUUCAUCUGUCCUCACUGUGUGUGUUUACCUCUGUAUCUGCCUGUGUGCGCCGCCUUGCUGCCAAACCGUAAGUGCAUCUUAACAUGAAAGACUAACAAAAAAAACAUGCAUUCAAACCCUUCAUUUAUUAAUGCUAAUAACAUCACACAGUCUAAUGCUGAACCAAAGCCAUCACUUUUUUCUCAUUGUGUUUCUGACAGAAUCCAUUACUUUUACUUUAUGAAUGAGUUCUGGAAUAUCAUUUUGUCGAUCUGUAAGUUUUGUUUGAAGACUUACAGGUAAAAUCUAAGUUAUGACACCAUCAGUGAAUCUGUCACAUUAUUAGUUUUAUAUUUUUGAAAUCUGUCAUUGUUUUCUAUUUUAGAUAUGUGUUCUCCAUCCAUGAUGUUUACUGUAUUUCUUUUAGUGUUGUCCUGCUGAAUCAAUGUUUACUUUUCUAAAAAAAAAAAAAAUUUUUAAGGAUCCUUUGCUUAAGGCAUACCAGAAUAAUAUAAUUUGAGGUAUUAAAUACCUGUGCUGCAGCCCUAUAUCACACUUUUCUCUGUGCAUGUUCAUUUAUCUUCAGCGCUUUACUCCAUCAUUUUAGGUUCUUUCCCGAGCACUUCUGUAACAUAAUUUAUAUUUUUAUAACUUUUGCCAGAGCUCUGUAAUGGUCAGCUCAGUUUACUGGGAACCUGCUGUACGUCUAUAUAGACAUAGAGUGAAAAUGUAAAAUUGCAUGUUACAAGAGACUGAGAAAGUGGGUCUCAGGUCAGACACAGGAACAGAUCAAGGCUCAAACCGGAGCUUGAGGCUGGAUCUUCUUGUCCAGGUUCCCUUGAAGCUGCAGCCCAAUAAUAUAAUAAUAAACACUAGUUAAAUACCUUAAGUAAAGUGGUGCCUUUUGUGCUAUUAUGGCCAGUAAUGUAGCAGCUCUCAUGAAGGUGUGGCUUGUGGAAGGUAAAUGUGGUGUAAAGUAUAGCUUUAGCCUUCUGUCGUAGCAACGGGAAUACCACAGUAUAAUUAUGAGAUAAUUGUAUUGAAAUGCUGAGAUAUGUAUCAUUAUUUUAUUUUAUUUAUUUAUUUUUUUUUUUUGAAUAAAGAUGCUAAAAAAGUCAGUUAGAUUAUUAACCGUCAAAUGAUGCCAGCUUGUAUUUCAGGGAAAGUGAUAUUCAAGAUUUAAUCAGGAACAAUAGACAUUUAUUGUAUAUUAGUCACUUCUCAUCAUAGAGUUUGUGCAUUUGUCACCCAGAAUAAAUAUAAUAUAAUAGUUCCAAGUAGCCUUACAUCAUAAUUACCCUGUCACGCCGUCUCCCUCACCGUAACCUCUGGGGCUGGGUAAUAAAUCAUGUUUCAUGGAGGCACUCUUUGUUUGGACAUGUACUUGAAGGCAUCAAGAGACACUUAAACAUUCAAGAAUAUUACAGUGACUUUAAUUUAGUGUCAUUUGUAAUGAGAAAAUGAAUUGCUUGUCUGAUUUUGUUUGACUGUUUCCUCCAUGAUACCCGGCCCUGAACGCCUCACUGUUUGUUUGUGACCUCCCUUGCACUGCUGGUCGUGUUAAAGCCAAAUGUAUUUAAGUUGCUCUCUAAUUGUGAAUGUUAUUUAUGUUAAGAUAAACACUGCUGUUAUUAUACAGGCAUCGAUACCUGUCGCACUUUACCUGUCAGGAUGCUUUAUGCUACUAAGCUGUGUGGUUACCAAAGUAGGAGAUUACCUUUCGGUUCGCUAUAGAAAAGCAAAUGUAAUCUUUGUGCUUCUGUAAGUGUAAUGAUACUCUGAAAUGACACUACAUAUGGAUAUAGAUGUAUUUAUACAGUAUAUAUUUGCUAUUUGAUACAGUAUCAGCACUGUCACCGAUAACAAUUCUAACUCGUACUAACAGAUGUCACAGUGUGUCAUUAUAAAUGUAUUUAAGUUUAGUCGAGUUUUCUGCAUUGUUGCACUUCAGGAAAUUUGUAUUUUUAGGAAAAUGUUAUUCUAAAGUCAUGUACACUGUAUAGCUGUCAUUAAAUUGCAAAAGGAAAAUCA